Messenger RNA from Lingula anatina, 1413 nucleotides. Its product is annotated as SNF2 related chromatin remodeling annealing helicase 1-like. Gene Ontology annotation, molecular function: ATP binding. The record is from RefSeq and is a predicted model, not a curated record. Gene Ontology annotation, biological process: DNA repair; replication fork processing. Gene Ontology annotation, cellular component: nuclear replication fork. NCBI's taxonomy places the organism in Eukaryota, Metazoa, Brachiopoda, Lingulata, Lingulida, Lingulidae.
AUGAUAAAUGCUUCCAGUGCACAACAGAUUCAUCAAGGUUCCAACACCAGCAGCCAUAAAAGUAACACUCUAAGUGGGGGUUUUACUUCUCAAAACAAAAAUACAAAUAGUUCAGUUAUUUUGAAAGAUGGAAACUCUUCCCUCAGUGGGAAUGUGUCUAAUUCAAAUAGUUCCAGGACUUGCAUCACUGGGAACUCUGGAGCAACAAUAGGCUGUGAAUCCACACCUAACACUGUUGUUCCAGCACAGCAUAAGCCAACUUCCACUCUAGUCUUCCCUUCCAGCAGUAGUAAUGUGAACAGGAACACUUCUCAAAGCAGUUUCUACAAGAGUUCUGCAUCACAAAACCAAGCUCAGCACAAUAAAUUUCAAAAUGAAACAGGUGUUGCACCCAAUACUAACAAAGGAGUUAAGAAUAUCCCACAAUCUGAUCUAGCAGCAGCAGUGACAUCAGACAAUUCUUUCUUCAGUAAGAAGAAGACUGCUACAGUGAAGGGGUCUGCUGUGUUGAUAUCAAGGGACAGGUUUGUCUUGAGUAUUGGGUAUUGCAGCCCCCUAGUGGAGAUAUAUUCUGUAACCAAAAGAUGGGAUUUCAAACUAGAAGAAUAUGAAGAAUUAAUGCGAAGGGCCAGAAUUCUGAUGCAGCAAGGAGUAAUAGAACUGGAGGGUCUGCCCCAACCUCUUCUCCAGGCUUUUAAACCUGCCUGCCAAGGGAAGAUCACAGACAACCACGUGCCAAACGCUGACUUGACACGCGUGCCUGACACACUGACUGGCUCUCUCAUGCCUUUCCAGAGAGAUGGAGUGAAUUUUGCCAUCUCACGGGAAGGACGUGUUAUAAUAGCAGAUGACAUGGGUCUUGGGAAAACAAUACAAUCCAUAUGUGUGGCUUGUUACUACAGGAAGGAGUGGCCCCUUUUGGUUGUGGUGCCAUCUUCAGUCAGAUUUGCAUGGUCCGAGCAACUACAAAGAUGGAUCCCUAAUCUCAACCCAGAUGACAUUAAUGUGGUGGUGACUGGUAAAGAUGACGUCACAGCCGGGAAAGUUGUCAUUGUCAGCUAUGACAUGAUGACCAAAAAGAAGAAUGAUCUACAGCAUGUAGGAUUCAAGGUGGCCAUUUUGGACGAAAGUCACUUUUUGAAAAAUUUCCGCACAGCAAGGUGCCAAGCAGCACAACUGAUUUUGAAGGUAUCCAAACGUGUGAUCCUCCUCUCAGGGACGCCUGCGUUAUCUCGUCCCGCGGAGCUGUACACCCAGCUGAGGCUCGUCAAGCCUCAACUCUUUCCCAACUUCCACCUCUUUGGUCUACGAUAUUGUGAUGGUAAACAGAAUAAUUUUGGCUGGGACUACAGUGGAUCCUCUAAUUUGCCAGAGCUCCAACUUCUCUUGGGAGAGACUAUAAUGAUCAGGUAA